UCCCACAAGGCGGCUACGCUAUGCGUCAUUGCGCUUACGUGAAGUCGUCACGACUCCAGUCUCGCGUGAUGAGAUUUGUGGCGUCGGGAGUUUUUUGAAACACAAGCGCGAAGGAGAUUGCAAUUAACAGCUUUGCGGGACUUUUUAUAUGCAUGCUGUGUUCAUUUUAACAUGGCUUUACAAACAAGUGCAUCACUUGCUACCCUACAGACCGUAAAGGAUCGAAUGCGAGAAAAGAUACAUGGAUCCUUGAAAACUGUAAAACUGAAUACUACACUUGCAGCAAAAAUUAAAACCAAAACUUUAAAUAACUCCUCUAUUCUAAAGAUCUCAUUGAAGCACAACAAUAAAGUUUUGGCCUGUGCACUAACUGCUGAAAGAGAGAAAGCAAGGAGACUGGAGAAUGAUAAAAUGUUUUUACAGAAAGAAGUGAAGAUGCUACAUUUCCAAAAUGCUCUGCUCAGGCAAAACCUAAGCCUUUUGAACAAAAUGCUAAAGGACAUUGAUAUUUUCAUGAACAUCAACUUGCCUGCUGCUAUUGAAAUCAGCAACAUAGAGAAUUCAACAGAUCUUUCAACUUUAGAAUCGAGAAAGAGUGAACGGUUUAGCAACCAUAGUGUGUUUUCUUUGGAUGAUGAUCAGGGUUUUAGGAUGACAGGAAUGGCUUUAAGGGUUCCUUCUAGCUCCAUAGGUGACAGAAGAACCAUUAUACCAGCAGAUCCAGUGGUUGAAGCACCAACAGAGAAUUCUAUUCUCCCAAACUCCAGUUCUUUGAGAGAGCGAUCACUCCAUAAGCCAAUACCUGACAAUUUAAAUGUACCUUCAAAAGAAAGCCUUGGGACAUCUAAUGAAAUUAAAAAUGACAUUCCAAACAUACAAAACAUGGAAUUGGUUCCCUGUGAGGAAUUUAGAGUAUCGGAUGUUCUUAAUUCAGACAUUUGUGGAUUUGUUACAAAGAGGAAGAAACGAUCAACGGCAUCUCACUCAAGUACACAAUCUAUUAAAUCUGACUUAAACCAGUAUAAGUACUCAAGGCAAGAAAGCAGCAAUAGGGUUCACUGUGAGCAGACCACUGAUAGUAGCAUUGCAACCAAUGCAAAUUAUGAAACUCCAGCAGUUUCUGAAUAUGACUCCCAAACUGAUGGAUAUGAGAGGCAAGCAAUUAAACGAGCAACCAUGUCCUUUGAAAGCCCUUCAAACCCAAAAAUAAAUUCUGGCCAAAGUGAAGGUAGCUCAGAUUUUGUUAUUGAGCAGCAUGGUGAAGCUAUUGAUCCAUUAGCUGCUGACCCCAUCCAUUCUGCAAUAGUUACUGAGCAUACAGCUGAAGACAAAAAUGUUCGACAAGAGAAAACUCUUUAUGAUGCUGAUAUGGAGCUAACCUGCAGUGACUCUGCUACUAUAAUCACAGUUUCCUCAGUAAGCAAAACAGAGAAGAAAUCUAAAUCUUGUAUUCCUAUUAAACAAGAUGGGUCUUCAUUAAGAAAAGUAAAACAUGCCAGACGUGAAAAGACACACAAAAGUAAAAUAAAAGAAGUAUCCUCUAUUGAUAACAAACCGUUUAAGGGUAAACAAAAUGAAACAUUUGAUUUAGAGCAUAAUCAUCAGGAUUCUGAACACAAAUCUAAUAACAUUCAGCAAGAUGAUGAUAUGCUGUCUAAGAUUAGCACAAACUUCGCCCUUAUUCCACAGUCUACAGUCGACUUUCGAAAAACGUAUGUUUUAACACAGCCUAUUAAGCAAGAGGAGGCUGAAAUCAAAUGUGAUACUGAAAUUAAAGGGAAACAGGUUCUGAAACAUCCGUAUGAAGAAAAGAGAGCAACUUCUACAAACUGUAUUUUGGAUCAGGAACCUUCAAACAAUAUGCAAAUCUUGCAUGUUGAACAUACAGAAGUCCCUCUUCCCAAAGAAAAUGAGCAAUUCAAGGAAAUAAAGUGUGAGUCAGCACAUGCUUUCAUUAAACCGGGUCAAGUUAAAAGCAGUGGUACAACUGCAAAGAUUAGUGAGAUCUCCAAAAAGAAACAUACCAAGACUGGCAAAAUAAAAACAAAACAGCAGGAAAUAUGUUUAGAGAUGAAAAAAACAGAAAUAAAUACAAAUGCUGAUGAGAAGGUUAAUCUCAAGAAAACUGUGGACGUUUCAAGCAGUUUCCUUAACAUGGCGUGCAGCCAAGCACACAUUCGACGAGAAACUUAUUUUGUGAACACCUCUGAAGCCACCGGAUUAACUUCUGCAGUGGAGUUUGUUCCUAAAGAUGUAGCGCAUUACAGAAGGGGAACAUAUGUGAUAAACAAACCAGAGGACAUGGCAAAUUUUCAGACAGGGGCUUCUGUUCAACCUCUUGGUUCUCUGGAAUCUCCAACUACCAUGGACUUGUUUCAGAGCAAUAAAAGUAAUAGCUUUGAUAAUGUACACAAGACAAAGCCAAAAAAUCCAAAUCUGGAAAUUGCCUUAGAUGCACCAAAUAUUAAAGGCCAUAAAAGGAUGUUGGAUAAUGUGACCUGUAAACCUGUAAUUGAGGACAAUACCUUAUAUUCUUUAAGUUCCAUUUCUCCUGCAGACAAACGGAAAACCCAUAUCUUACCUGCAAAGGAAGAUGUUGGUCAUAAGCAAGGUACACUGGUCCAGGAAAGCUUGAUAGAUUUGCCAGUUACUCAGCCAUGUAAAAAGACUAGAUUUUUUAGUGGAAUUUUGAGAAAUGAUCAAGAUUCUUUUAUGCUUGACAUGGUUAGUGAAUCUAUUCUCGAUUCAGUGGUGGAAAGUAAUAGUUUUUUUGAAUUCCCAUCUGCCAGCAACACAGAGGAUGCUACGUUUACUAUAGAAAAAACUUUGAACAAUAACCCUGAUUUGGAACUUCCAACUUUUGAGGAGUGCAACCCCAAAUGGAUGGCUCAACCUCCUGGGAACUUUAGUGUUUAUAAUGAGAAACAGCAACAAAAUUGUGAAGAACAACAUAGUGAGCUACAGUGUGAAGAUCAAGAUCAAAGUAUUGAGGAACAAGAAACAGCUGUGAAGCCUUUGCAAGAUCUGACAAAUUCAACUCUUGGUUCCUUAAAACAAUCUCCAAAGUUCUGCUCCGGAGAGGAUGAUGAUUCAAGAGCUUCUAGCAGGAGAAAACGAAACCCAGUUAACUACAAAGAGCCAAGCCUAGGAACCAAACUGAGGCGUGGGGACACCAACACUAGUACAGAAUUCUUGCAUUCACCUGUUCAUAAGGAAAAGAAGAGACCACGGAAGAUAAAAGUGAAGUCGGAGAAAUGUUGAACAGAAAUCCUCUAAAACCAGUGGCGUGCAUACGUAUUAUAUGCGAAAGUAUUAUUUAUGUAUUGUAAUAUAGUAAAAUGAUGCUUGAAUAUACAUUAUAUAUACAUAUAUACAUCCUGCUUUUUACCCUGUGACCUACUUUUUGUUUUUUAUCCUGUUUAGUUUAGCUAAGGGUUAUAGUGCACACAUUAGCAGCAGCUGAACAUAGACUCACCCAGAUUUCCUUCACAAAUUGUCCUAGAGGCACUGUACAGGAUUCUGUGUGCUCAAAACCAUGCAGGACUCCUCAGUUGCACAAAUCCAGAACUAAAAAUUGAAAUGGCACACCCCCAUAAAGUUAAACCAUUAAAAAUAGGUGGCACCUAACGCCUAGGAUUAAGGGGUGUUCCCGAAACGCGUUAGGUGUCCAUUACACUAGCCACCUGUUUUUUAAUGGUGUAAUAAACAGCAGUUUUACUUUGAGGCGGUAUGCCUUUUAAAGUUUUUAGUUCCUUAUUGUACACACAGCAUUUUAGCCAUGGUCAAGAAGACAACUGUUAUGUUGAAUUCCCAUAGGAAGUGGAAUAAGUAUAUUUAAAGGAACACUAACAUCAAAAAAUUAAAGUAAUAAAAAUAUAAUGCAGUGUUGCCCUGCGCUGGUAAAACUGCUGUUUUCUUCAUUAACACUACUAUUGUUUAUAUAAAUAAUCUACUGUGUAACCAUGGGGGCAGCUAUUCAAAGGAGAAAAGGCUCAAGUUACACAUCAGAUAAGCUCUGUAGAACAGAAUGGUGUUAUCUGUUAUCCACUAUUUAACCACCGUUGCCACACAGGAGCUUGUUUAUAUGAACUAUAGUAGUGUUUCUGAAGCAAGCUGGUCCGUUUUACCAGUGCAGGGCAACAGUACAUGAUAUUUUUAUUACUUUAAAACACUUUCAUUUUUUGGUUACUGUUCCUUUAAAUAGGCAACAGGAAUAAAGGAGCAUUUGCAUGUUUUUGAGGGCUGAGAGUAAUACUUUACCAUUGCUGGGAAGUGAUUUUAGCAACUGGCAAUGCUACCCUGUGGAAAUUACUCAGAUUUACUCCAAAAAUAAUAAAAUGCUGUUUGGGUAGCUCAAACUGCCGAAGAGACACAGGCAAUGCUGUAUUUCAGACUGUUCAAGAUUUGGAUGUCCAUUUUUUUUUUUAAAUGGGAUUUGUGACAUGUACAAAAUGCUGUGACAUGUACCUAAGUACUGUGCUAUUGCUUUCAGUUGUAGCAUAACUUCUGUUAGUCACAUCUGCAUCAAGCAUUCAUUUAAUGCCAAUACUCAAUCCUUAAUAUAUUUAACACUUGUAUAUAUUUUUUCCUGUAUUUCAGUUUUUUAAAUAAAGUUUUUCAUAAAAUAUUA
Molecule: messenger RNA, 4630 nt
Organism: Xenopus laevis (African clawed frog)
Lineage: Eukaryota; Metazoa; Chordata; Amphibia; Anura; Pipidae
Gene: sgo2.L
Product: shugoshin 2 L homeolog
Exons: 9
Coding region: 172-3261 (1029 amino acids)
Biological process (GO): meiotic sister chromatid cohesion; meiotic chromosome segregation
Cellular component (GO): nucleus; kinetochore; chromosome, centromeric region
Source: RefSeq, a predicted model, not a curated record